Molecule: messenger RNA, 1869 nt
Organism: Amphimedon queenslandica
Lineage: Eukaryota; Metazoa; Porifera; Demospongiae; Haplosclerida; Niphatidae
Exons: 17
Coding region: 47-1699 (550 amino acids)
Molecular function (GO): protein binding
Source: RefSeq, a predicted model, not a curated record
GAUUUUGUUCGAAUAGUCGGAUACUUGUACCACGUGCUCCUUAAGGAUGAUACCCAGGUUUUAUAGUGGAAGUGUCAUUAGAAAUCAUCUCAGUGUAUUACAGUGUCUUCAAUGUCGGCCAUUGUGUUUGAAAGCUGAAAGAAGGAAACCAGAGCCAAUCGAAGAUAUACGUGCAGCGACUGAUGUACUGGUGAAUAAAGUGGAAGUCCAUAAGCUGGCUAAAUGCAAGGACUUGUCACAAAUAUUUCAUAACGUUAAAACAGAAGAGGAUUUGGAAAUAGCAGAAGAAGCUCUAAUUGCUUUUAGAAAGGGGGCAAAUCCAGCUCGCCCCAGUCUACCACUUGAUGUCAUUAAUGCUUGUAUACGAGCUGAUUCACAUGAGAAGGCUGUGUUGAUCAUUUGUAAUAAGAGGAAGUUUGGAGUGUUCCCUUCCACUAAUGUCUACAACAUCCUUAUGAAGUCUAUCCUGAUCAGUAACGUACCUGUAAAAAACAUUGUGUACUUGUUUCAAGAAUUAUUAACAGAUGAAUUGAAGCUGACAGUACAUACAUACAAGCUAGUAGUCAUUGGAUAUAUGAAGAUGGAAACUGAUGAUGGAUUUGAGAAUGCAUUACAUCUCUCAAAGGAAUGCUUGAAAACUCUUCAAAAUGUGGAGCCUUACUAUCAUUUGCUUAAAAGCUGUACUGAGCAAGGUAAAGUGGAAAGAGUGAAAUCAGUCUUGCAAGACCUGAGUCAGUUUCCACUGAGAACUAAAUUUGAGCUCUGCUGUCAGGUCAAUGGGCAUAUCUUAUUGAAGGAUUAUGAAACAGCUCUGUCUCUGGUCUCAUCUGUUAAUGAGGAAAAGAAUCAAUCUUUAAUGAUACCAGAGACUGUCUUAAAGGAGUUUAAUGAUGUACUGGAGAAAGAAGAUAAAAGAGAAGAGUUGCAAAGACUACAAGAGAUUACUGAGUUAUUGGAGAAGAAUGGUAAAAUUACAAUAAAAUUUGUGGGGGGAAAUAUGGAGCGUCACCAUCGUCUGCUUAACAACUGUACCAAGCAAGGUGAUGUGGAAAGAGUGAAAUCAAUCCUGCAAGAUCUGAGUCAGUUUCCACCAACAACUAAAUUUGAGCUCUGCUGUCAGGUCAAUGGGCAUAUCUUAUUAAAGGAUUAUGAAACAGCUCUGUCUCUGGUCUCAUCUGUGAAUGAGGAAAAGAAUCAAUCUUUAAUGAUUCCAGAGACUGUCUUAAAGGAUUUUAAUGAUGUACUGGAGAAAGAAGAUAAAAGAGAAGAGUUGCAAAGACUACAAGAGAUUACUGAGUUAUUGGAGAAGAAUGGUAAAGUUUCAUUUAAAGUUGUGAUGCAAAAUCUGGAGCUUUACUAUCAUAGGCUUAACAACUCUAUCAAGCAAGGCAAUGUGGAAAGAGUGAAAUCAAUCUUGGAAUAUCUGAGCCAGCUUCCACCGAAGAAUAAAUUUAAGCUCUGUUGUAAGAUCAAUGGGCAUAUCUUAUUGAAGGAUUAUGAAACAGCUCUGUCUCUGGUCUCAUCUGUGAAUGAGGAAGAGAAUCAAUUUUUAAUGAUUCCAGAGACUAUCUUAAAGGCAUUUAAUGAUGUACUGGAGAAAGAAGAUAAAAGAGAAGAGUUGCAAAGACUACAAGAGAUCACUGAGUUAUUGGAGAAGAAUGGUAAAAUUUCACGAAAAGUUGAGAAGGAAUCCGAAUGAUGAGAUUUAGAUUUAAUGAGAUAUUAUAGUAGCAUUAAAAAGCUACAGGUUUAAUGUAAAUAUUGAAUAUUGUUAAUAAAUUCUUGUUUAAUAUUUGAGUUAAAACUUAUAUUAUACAAUUAAAAUGUCUUUAUUUUAACUUAAUAAAAUUAGUUGAGUGCAAAAAUUGA